CUAACUUGUUCAUAAAAUGUCUAUAAUUUGUGCAAAAAUCGUUUUGGUGUUAUGCAUUUUACUGGUCUACCUUGCAUUCCAAUGGCUGGGCUAUAAUAUUAAAAACGAUUCGAGCCACAUUAACAUUGCAAAAGUAAAACCUAGAGGCCAUAUCCGUCAAAAUGGAGAUUAUUGGGUGUGGAACAAUUAUAUUAUCGCUGAUGACGUCUUCAUUGGCAAUGAAAGUAUCACUUUAGCCACCCAUGCCUCUUAUGAAGAUCUUGUCUAUUUGCCUGAAUUGUUAACAACGUGGGGAGGUCCCAUUAGUAUUUCGAUCUUCGUCUGCGGCACAGACUUUGAAAAGACUAUUGACUCGCUGCGCUAUAUAUACACCUGUCUGACAAUGAGAUUUUACAUGAAGAGGUAUCUGACCAUUCACCUAAUUUUUCAUGAUCAGCACGUUCCGGAAAUCAUGAAAUCCAUGAAAAUGCAUGAACUCGCUAAUUAUAAACACUGUAAGUUGGAUCCUGCCUUUCAAAAUACCAGUUGGACCCAAAGUUAUUGGCGGCGAAGGAAGCUGAAUUAUCCCAGGAAUCUACUCCGAAACGUGGCUCGUAUUAAUAUAUUCACAUACUACGUGCUUUCCAUCGAUAUUCACAUGUUACCUACUCCGGAUUUUCCCAAAAAGUUUUUGAAAUUUAUCAGGAAUCACGAUACCUGGCGGUUUGCUGAUAUACCCGAGCCGUAUACAUCGGUCUUCUGCCUACCGGUGUUUCCGAUUCAUUUAUGGGACUUUGUGCCAAAGGACAAGCUCCAGCUUCGAAAACUUCAGGUGACACGGUUGUCAAGGAGGCAGAAGAGGUGGCUGGAUGCUCCAAAUCCUUAUGAUGAAGUCUUCAUCUACGAGAUUUCCAAAGAGACGGACUUUUGUGUGGUUUACGUGAGCAUCAACGAAUUAGAACCACUUUACGACGAACAGGAUGAAAAUGGUUCCAUCCUUGAAGAGGACACAAACUUAAAGGUCGACUUUACAAUGAUGAGUUAA
Messenger RNA from Drosophila bipectinata, 1024 nucleotides. RefSeq names its product beta-1,4-glucuronyltransferase 1-like. The record is from RefSeq and is a predicted model, not a curated record. Lineage: Eukaryota; Metazoa; Arthropoda; Insecta; Diptera; Drosophilidae.